CCAUUAUAAUUCACUGAUAAUUCACCCUGUAUAUUUGUGUAAUGUAAAAUUUUGUAGAACUUUUCCCCACGAACUUUUGCACCUUUCACUUUCGCUUUUUUUCUCUCAAAUGUUGAAUUACAUAUUCAUUUUGUUUUCGGUUUCGAAUUUAUGUAUUAAUUGAAGGAGUGUUUGUUCGUUAAAGCUGGUUGGCAAAGGAAACUGUGGGAAACUGAGCACGAAAACACGCGACAACGUGACAUCAGUAUUGUCAGUAAGAUUAAUUAAUAAGAAAGGAUAGUAUCAAAAUGACACAGUCCACGCAAAUGAUGGAGGAGCUUGACGAUUGUUGCAUGAGAACGGCGGGAAACAUUAUAAAGUAUUACGACAACGAGGAAGAGAGGCAGAAGAUGUUGAAGGAUUUAAGAGAAUGUUUGAAGGCAAAUUGUGCGAUUUCUGCGAGAACAAAGGCUGCGAAUACGAUCAGGCAGCAGAUGGAAUGCUUGUUCGAACCAGAAGGAGAUAUAACAAACAUCACAAAAGAAUAUAAAAAGGCUAUAGACGAAAUCCAAGUUGAUCCGUUGCAAGACCCUAGACUGUUGGAGUAUGAUCGUCAGAUUGAAAGCUUGCUUCGAGCCAAUAAAUCUGUAUCAAGUCAAGGAGUGGAUGAUACAGAUGCUGAUUUAAGGCUAACAGACAGUCAAGUAAAUGUGAUCGACCCAAUCACGAAGACGAGAAUGACCAAUCCUGUGAGAAAUGCAGUCUGCGGCCACACAUACGAUAAGGAGAGUCUUGUCGCAAUGCUACGAAAAAACAAAAACACCAGAUGUCCUGUGGUGGGUUGCACCAGCCUGGACUACAUAAACUUAAGUCAAUGUCGUCCUGACAUUGCAAUGAAAAUGUAUUUGGAACAAAACCCUGCUUAGAUUCAAGAGUUAUGAAUAACAAAAAUCGAUGACUGCACAUGUGUGUUAAAUUCAUCGAAUGUACAUAUCACGUACAUAUUCAUAUUUUAGAGCGAGAAAGAUAUUAUUUUUGUUACAUCGUAUAAGAAUCGUAUAAGUUGUACGUCAAAUAAUUACAAAAAAGAUAUAUUUUAUAAGAUAUAGUAUUAUUACGGAAGCAAUAAAAUAUUUUUAAUUAUACAUCAAUAA
This is a messenger RNA of Solenopsis invicta (red fire ant), 1133 nucleotides long. RefSeq names its product E3 SUMO-protein ligase NSE2. Bases 288 to 905 code for a protein of 205 amino acids. The record is from RefSeq and is a predicted model, not a curated record. Lineage: Eukaryota; Metazoa; Arthropoda; Insecta; Hymenoptera; Formicidae. Gene Ontology annotation, molecular function: zinc ion binding; SUMO ligase activity. The transcript has 5 exons. Gene Ontology annotation, biological process: double-strand break repair via homologous recombination; protein sumoylation. Gene Ontology annotation, cellular component: nucleus; Smc5-Smc6 complex.